Molecule: messenger RNA, 1065 nt
Organism: Naegleria lovaniensis
Lineage: Eukaryota; Heterolobosea; Eutetramitea; Acrasida; Naegleriidae
Exons: 1
Coding region: 1-1065 (354 amino acids)
Source: RefSeq, a predicted model, not a curated record
AUGCAAGUUGUGGUUCAGCUGAUGGAUUUGAUGAGUAUUCCGAUCUGGCUCAGACAUGAAGACCAUUAUCAUCAGGAUGAAUUUUAUUUACUGAAAUUAUUACAACAAUUAUUGAGAAAACCAAAGAUGAGGACACGACGAGCAUUUUCCAUGAAUUUUGAAAUGACUAAUGUUUUGGGACAAGAUUUUUCUUCAAUACCCGAGAAUGAAAAGACAUAUACACUACAUGGGGAUUUACCUCUUCAUUAUCCUUGUGAAGUUAAAAUUUCAUAUACUCUUUCGUGUUUGCUCAUCAGUAAUUAUGGAGGAAAUUGUAAUGGUAUACUAAUUUUGGAUUUGGAAACCAAGAAGGUAAAAACGAACAUCAAGACCGAUAAGAGCCCUUCAUAUCUAUUCGUUGAGGAACAAUAUAAUGGACACACAGAUGCACUGAUUUUUGUGUGUGAUUCAACUCAUACCGUGUCUAAAUUUGACCUGGGAUCAAUCAUGAGUCCUACUCUUCCUGUUGAAGUAGGAGUAAAAUCCGAGCAUUUUAUUUGGCAAAAUUCGUCCAUUUUGAAUCCAGAAGGAAUUACAGGUUGGAAUUCUCAACUAUUUGUCUGUUGUUCGAGAAGUAACACAAUUAAUGUAUUGAGCUCGAAAACAGGCUUACCUUUAUAUGAAAUUUCUUUACCAUAUUCACCUUAUGGUAUUGAUUUUUCUGUGGAUGCCGAAUAUUUAAUUGUUUCAAGCGAUAAUGAGCAAAGUAUUGUCAUGUUACAACGUACUAUCAGUGGCACUGAUAUCAAAUGGGAGUAUAGGUACAACAAUUUGGACAUUUGUACAAAUUUAAAAGGUCUCGACUUUGCUUAUGCACUCACAGUGGACAAGGCUGCAAAUCAUAUAAUAGUGACUGAUGACCUUAACACGGUAUCUAUUUUUAAUAAUGUUGGUACUUUGCUAAAAAGAUUUACCUCCAAAUACAACAUUAAAAUAGAAUCGCCAUAUGGAGCGUGUGUGAAUGAGCUAACAGGAGAAUUAAUAGUAUGUGAUAAUGGAGAGAGCAGAGUGUUAAUUUUCAAAUAA